GCAGUGGCAGUUGGAAGAGGAGGAGCCACCUCUGGCCCCUUGAGUGACAGUUAGAUGGCGGGUUAGCUGGAAGACCACCAGAAUCUAGAGAAUGAUCACCUGUCAGUCCUUGCAACCUUUAUUUGGCUUUGACAUUUCUUAUGAGUAAGACAAUUUGAAGGUGAUGAAGGCGCCAUUAGGUCACUUGAGGAGAAACGCAACACGAGUGUGGAAUGAAUAAAUUGAAAAUGGAUAUGCGUUCUCAUGGCUCACCAGUAACCAUUAUAGAAAAUGUUGCCUCGCAGCUAGCAUGCAGUCCAGUGGAUAAGAAAGUUGCUUUGCACUUAGAUAAAGAGGAUGAGCUAAAACACCUCCGUGAAUGUUUCCACAUUCCCAAAAUGAAGGAUCUGCCUCCAACUGAUCUAGCUUUGGUGAAUGAGAAUGAAAACUGCAUCUACUUUGCUGGUAAUUCUCUUGGACUUCAGCCAAAGAAAAUUAAAACUUACUUGGAUGAAGAACUUGACAAGUGGGCUAAACUAGGCGUUCAUGGUCAUUUCAGUGGUAAACGACCUUGGGCUUUAGGAGAUGAGUGCAUUGUGGAGCUUAUGGCUGAUAUUGUAGGGGCUCGUAAAGAAGAGGUAGCAUUAAUGAAUGGCUUGACAGUUAAUCUACAUCUCCUAAUGCUAUCAUUCUUCAAGCCUACCUCAGAUCGCCAUAAAAUUCUUCUGGAGGCCAAAGCUUUUCCUUCUGACCAUUAUGCUGUCGAGUCUCAGCUGCAAUUUCAUGGUCUUGAUGUGGAGAGGAACAUGCUUAUGAUAGAACCACGAAAGGGGGAGGAGACCUUGAGAACUGAAGAUAUCCUUGCUGUAAUUGAGAAGGAAGGGGACUCUCUUGCUGUAAUUCUGUUCAGUGGUGUGCAGUACUACACAGGACAGCUGUUUGACAUCCCCAGAAUAACAAUGGCUGGCCAAGAGAAGGGUUGCAUUGUUGGAUUUGACCUGGCUCACGCUGUUGGAAACGUAGAGCUGCAUUUACAUGACUGGGGAUUAGACUUUGCCUGCUGGUGUUCCUAUAAGUAUCUAAAUUCUGGAGCAGGGGGUCUAGCAGGUGCCUUCAUUCAUGAGAAACAUUCCCAGACUGCAAAGCCAGCGCUAAUAGGAUGGUGGGGUCAUGAAUUCAAAACCAGAUUUCUCAUGGAAAACAAAUUGCAGCUGAGUCCUGGUAUCAAUGGCUUUCGAUUAUCAAAUCCUUCCAUUUUAUUAGUGUGUGCUCUUCAUGCUAGUUUAGAAAUCUUUGGUAAAACUGCAAUGAAACUUCUGAGAAGGAAAUCUGUUCUUCUUACUGGUUACUUGGAGUACUUGAUAAAGCAUCACUACAGUGAAGACAGAAAUGACCCUGAGAAGCCCUAUAUAAAAAUAAUCACACCUUCUCACAUUGAAGAAAGAGGUUGCCAGCUCACACUGUUUUUUUCUGUUCCAAUUAAAGCUGUGUAUAAAGAACUGGAAAAAAGGGGAGUAGCUUGUGACAUGCGGGAACCCAAUGCUCUUCGUGUUGCUCCUGUUCCUCUCUACAAUUCUUUCCAUGACGUGCACAGAUUUAUUGAAAUUUUGAGAUCUGCAAUUACGUCUGCAAAGUGAAGAACACAAACACUACUGCACUGCCCUGAUCUUAUUGACAGUGUAGCUGUAUCUUUUAAUCUAAUUCUGACUAUGUUGCAUCAAUGCUUUUGAGCAAUUUUUGUUGUUGUUUCUACUAGACUGGCUAUAUUUUACCAAUUAUUUCCAAAGAUGAAUUUUGCUUGGAUAAUUAUUCACAAUAGAUAUACUUUUUAUUAAAUUAUCUAUUUCCACUGAUUUGAACUCUAGGAAUUAAUAUGCUUUAUGUAUUUUAAUGGGAACAGUUUUUAGCAUUCUAGAUGCUGCCAUUAUCUAGGUACUUUGUUCUGCUUAGCUUACAUCAAACUAAACAGAACUGUUGCAAACUUGAAGUUUCUUUGUAUUAUAUUACUGUGAAGUUAAGCUAACAAAGUAUUAUUAGGCAUUAUCUAGAAUGCUAUAGAUGUAACCCAUUUUGCAUUUUGUAUUAAAGUGAAUUUUGAUUUGUAUUAAAGUUAAUUCACACAUCUGCAUUCUCAUCAAAAUAAAAACAUAAGGAAUGUACAAGAAACCUCUACAGUUCUAAACAUUUCAUGAUUAUUUUAAGGACUAUAUUUUUCUGUAUUGAAUUGUUCUACUCAUUUCUGGCAUCUAUUUAUUAUUAACGGUGAUAUUUAGCCACUGUCCAAAGAGAGUGGGAAAGAAUAGGAGGGUGGUAUAAUCUACUUUAUGUCCUGGAGGGGAAUGUAUGGACAGAACAUACAGGUGGGGAGUUAUGGACAGAAAUCUGACAGAGAUGCUAAUACUUUGAACAACUGUGGGAGAAUCUGAAACCUUGAAAGUAAAUGGUAAACAGUUGAAGAUUUUAUAUUACAUAUUGGAUAUUUAUUUUUUAAAAAAGUAUUGUAUGGGCGUUGCUAGGUACUUAAAAUAUCUGGAGCCAGGUCAUAAACUCCCCUUGUUUUGAUAAUUAAAUCUUUUCAUGUUCUCUAAAGAAA
Messenger RNA from Hemicordylus capensis (graceful crag lizard), 2572 nucleotides. It is a transcript of the gene KYNU, whose product is annotated as kynureninase. NCBI's taxonomy places the organism in Eukaryota, Metazoa, Chordata, Lepidosauria, Squamata, Cordylidae. Gene Ontology annotation, biological process: NAD+ biosynthetic process. The transcript is spliced from 14 exons. Gene Ontology annotation, cellular component: cytoplasm. Gene Ontology annotation, molecular function: pyridoxal phosphate binding; kynureninase activity. The record is from RefSeq and is a predicted model, not a curated record. Bases 213 to 1616 code for a protein of 467 amino acids.